GCAAGUGGGAGUGCGUGGAGUUGGAGUGGAAGAACCAUCGUUCAGCAAUCAGGUCACAGACAAAGGACGGAAAAAGUUUCUACACUGUCCGCAUCGCAGGCUAGUAUCGUCAUCUUUCAGCUCGCAGUAGCAGCUCCUCUCGUCUUUUUUUUCUCGUUCGAGAGUUUUUCGAUCCGUAAUUUCGCCUGCCGUGCAUCGAAAAUCCGCGUUCGGGUGUGCCAUUCGACUAGUUUCUGCGCCGUUCCAAGUGCUGAACUUUUGAUUGGUGUGCGAAAGCGCACCGCAGUUGGACAAUUUCCAAGUGGAAAAAUCGUACGGUGGUGGUUCGGGGACGGUACGCUUUUCGUAAUAAAAUAUUCAUUUCACGUCUGCGGUGGUGGUGCGGUAGGUUGUUGUACGGAGGAAAGGACCGACCGCCGAACCUAGCCCAACCGAAUCGAGUGCGUUUGUGCGAACGAGAAGGCACGAAGAAAGUGUUGUUCACCCCCUUCGGUCGGUAUCUCCGAACGACAACACAGACCGUGGAACAAAGUUUUGUGUCCAUCAAGCAUCCAGGGGGACAUUUGAGCAGGAUAAAGAUGACUUAUCGGGAGGCCUCUCACGCCGGAAGUUGGUACACGGAUUCAGGUUCCGAUCUGAAUCGACAACUGUCCAAAUGGCUGGACGACGCUGAUCUGACAUUCGGGCCGGCCCGUGCAAUUAUUGCUCCCCACGCCGGAUAUCGCUACUGUGGAGCAUGCGGUGCAUGGGCCUACCGACAAAUUAGCCCAGCUGUUGUGAAACGUGUGUUUAUUUUGGGUCCAUCGCAUCACGUGCGGCUGUCCCGUUGUGCCCUGUCGGCGGCCCAGUACUGUCGCACGCCGUUGUACGACCUGAAGGUGGAUCAGCAGAUCAAUGCCGAACUGGAGGCUACCGGGGACUUCAAGUGGAUGGACCAGAAAACGGACGAGGAUGAACACAGCAUCGAGAUGCAUCUUCCCUACGUGGCCAAAGUGAUGGAAGACUUCCGUGACCAGUUCACAAUCGUGCCAAUCAUGGUCGGCUCGAUCAGCAGUGAGUGGGAGGAAACGUACGGCAAAAUUCUGGCGCCGUACUUGGCCGAUCCGCAGAAUCUCUUCGUUAUCUCGUCCGAUUUUUGCCAUUGGGGUGCCCGCUUCCGGUACACGUACUACGAGGAAUCGCACGGUCCCAUCUACAAGUGGAUCGAGGUACUGGACAAGAUGGGUAUGGACCUGAUCGAAACGCUGAAACCGGAGAGCUUCAGCGAGUACCUGCGAAAGUACAACAACACGGUCUGCGGCCGGCAUCCGAUCGGUGUGCUGCUCCAGUCGGUAGAUGAGCUGAAGAGACGUGGCUACCGGAUGAGUUUCAAAUUUCUCAAGUACGACCAAAGCAAUCAGUGCUGUGAUAAGAAGGACUCCAGCGUUAGUUAUGCCUCAGGGUCGUUGAUUUUCGAGUAAGGCCACGUUUUAGCCAACAUACUGGAAAGUAAAA
Molecule: messenger RNA, 1494 nt
Organism: Ochlerotatus camptorhynchus
Lineage: Eukaryota; Metazoa; Arthropoda; Insecta; Diptera; Culicidae
Product: protein MEMO1
Exons: 6
Coding region: 579-1460 (293 amino acids)
Source: RefSeq, a predicted model, not a curated record